AGGAAAGUGAAUAAACUUAAUUGAGAAUGUCUGAAAACCUUGACAAGUCCAAUGUACAUGAAACAGGAAAAUCAAAAUCCAAUGAUUCUGAGCAAGGCCUUGAAGAUGCUGUGGAAGGUGCUGAUGAAGCCUUACAGAAAGCAAUAAAGUCGGACUCCACCAGCCCCCAAAGAGUGCAAAGACCUCACUCUAGUCCUCCUCGCUUUGUGACGGUAGAAGAACUUCUAGAGACAGCAAGAGGUGUCACCAACAUGGCUCUAGCCCAUGAAAUUGUAGUAAAUGGAGACUUUCAGAUUAAACCAGUUGAAUUACCAGAAAACAGCUUGAAGAAAAGAGUAAAGGAUAUUGUACAUAAAGCGUUUUGGGAUUGCUUGAGUGCACAGCUAAGUGAAGACCCCCCAGCAUAUGACCAUGCUAUCAAACUUGUAGGAGAAAUCAAAGAGACUCUCUUAUCUUUCUUGCUGCCUGGUCACACUAGACUGAGAAACCAGAUAACAGAAGUCUUGGAUCUGGAUCUGAUAAAGCAGGAAGCAGAGAAUGGGGCCCUAGACAUUUCCAAGCUGGCAGAAUUCAUUAUUGGCAUGAUGGGGACACUGUGUGCACCUGCUCGAGAUGAGGAAGUUAAGAAACUAAAGGACAUUAAGGAAAUAGUGCCCCUUUUCAGAGAAAUUUUUUCUGUGUUGGACCUAAUGAAAGUGGACAUGGCCAACUUUGCUAUCAGUAGCAUCAGGCCUCAUCUCAUGCAGCAGUCAGUUGAAUACGAGAGGAAGAAGUUUCAGGAGAUUUUGGAGAGGCAACCAAAUUCCCUGGAUUUUGUCACCCAGUGGCUGGAAGAAGCCUCAGAGGACCUUAUGACUCAGAGGUAUAAACACGCCCUGCCAGUCGGGGGAGCGGCUGCUGGCUCUGAGGACAUGCCCAGGCUGAGCCCUGUUGCUGUCCAGAAUUAUGCUUACCUGAAGCUUCUGAAGUGGGACCACCUCCAGAGGCCAUUCCCCGAAACAGUUUUGAUGGACCAGUCUCGCUUCCACGAGCUCCAGUUGCAGCUGGAACAACUGACCAUCCUGGGGGCCGUGUUGCUGGUCACCUUCAGCAUGGCAGCCCCAGGAAUAUCUAGCCAGGCUGACUUUGCUGAGAAACUCAAGAUGAUUGUGAAGAUUUUGCUAACAGAUAUGCAUCUGCCAAUCUCGAAUCCUGACCUUCUUAGAAACCUACCUUGCCUCGGGUCAUCAGAAGCCAUUACCCACAGUCCCUGGGGGACUCAGUCCAGUUCAGAGAGAGCUGGAGGAAGUUGCUAUUAAAUUUGCUCGCCUGGUCAACUAUAACAAGAUGGUCUUCUGUCCCUACUAUGAUGCAAUCCUCAGUAAGAUCCUCGUCCGAUCCUAACGUGUAUGCACCUACAGCAGCAGUAUUACUCACUCGCCGCAGAAUACCUGUUCUCAGCUCUAAUGUUGCAUUGGAAAAUGGCUAUAUUGUACAUGUCUAUUUAACAGCACCGAUUCCAAAGGGAAGAAUAUUAUGUAUCACUGUUGGAAAGAUUCGUUGAAAAAUGCACUGAAUUCUAUUUUGAGAGAUUGUAUUUAUGAGUGCAAGUUUACAAAUCAAAGAAGAUUUUUGUUCUCGAGUUUUACAGGUAACGUUCAGCUGUGUCUCCACUCCUUUCCCAUCAUGUCAUUCCAAGGAGGCUGGGACCUCUCUCUUCUGCAAUCUGGGUAGUUCUUCUUUCAGAUACCCCGUGCUGACAGCCAUCCAAGCGUAAAAGAGACCAAGCCGUGACUUCACCUCUUGCCCUCCCUCAAACAGCCUUGCCCCCGACUCCUCCCUCCUGCUAUUUUUUGUUAGAAGGGCUACAUAACAUCUUUGUGCCAUUUUCUCCCCCUGUUUAUUGCAUAGGGCUCCCAAGCCCUUUGUUCUAGAGGAGAAUUAUUUGUCUCCUUUUUUUUUUAACUUUCUUUUUUAUAUUUAAAUUUUUUUUUCUUUUAACCUUCCCCCGAAGACACAGAGUUAUUGGACUUUAAAAAGCUUGUUCUUUUAUACAGAAUUACGCCUGCGUCUGGAUGACAGCAGUUACAACUUAUGACAUCUAUUGAAAGGAAAUUCUUUGAUUUUCAACCCUUGAAAGUCAGAGGAAAUUUUUUGAAAAAUAGUUUACUGUAAUGUGAAGGAAAUGUCUGAAAUUCUUACUUAAAAUUUUACUCUGAGAGAAUACACAGAUGUGUUGAUUAAAUUAAAUUCUGGGAUUAGAUUAAGUGUUUUCAGAUAAAAUAGCUUGAGUUCACGAAUCUCCUAGGUAAGGAAGUCAUAGAGAAUCUCUGGUGUUUGAGUAUUAUUUUUCAAGGAACUUCAGUGACCAGAAUUCCUGACAUGUCCUCUGACUGUGAGUGAUUUGGGUCUCACAGAUGAUCUGUUCUGUUUGUUUGUUUGUUUGUUUGUUUGUUUUAAAGUGUACACGUGCAUGUAUGUAUUUUAGACAGGGACAUUAUAUUAGAAGCAGAGCCAUGAAGUUGGAAUGAUCUCCAACCUCCAGAACAGCAAGGGGUCAGAUUAUAUUACUGUACGAGUAAUGCAGUAAUAGCAGCACGUGAAGCCUUCUGGACGGGAAGCUAAGAGAAACUUAGAAGCUGGCCGGGUGUAGUGACUCAUGCCUGUAAUCCCAGCACUUUGGGAGGCCAAGGUGGGCAGAUUACCUGAGGUCAGGAGUUUGAGACCAGCCAGGCCAACAUGGUGAAACCCUGUCUCUACUAAAAAUACAAAACUUAGCUGGGCGUGGUGGUGCAUGCCUGUAGUCCCAGCUACUUGAGAGGCUGAGACCGGAGAAUCUCUUGAACCCAAGAGGCAGAGGCUGCAGUGAGCUGAGAUCAUGCCACUGCACUCCAGCCUGGGUGACAGAGUGAGACUCUGUCUCAAAAAAAAAAGAAACUUGGAAACCAUUUCAGAAAGACCCCAGGAAGACCAGCAGCCAUCCCUGCACACCCAGGGGUAAGGGCUACGUUUCACUACUAGCAGCUGUUUUCUCUGAUCCCUCUUUGUAAGGAAAUGCAGUGAUUGUAGGUUUUCAAGAAAGACUUGAAGAAGCAGUUGGGUGGGUAUUCCAAUAGGACUGAUGGGGAGAAAAGCAGAUAUUCCAUGAAAAGGAUAUUGGUCCCGGUAGAGUCCGAAUACAUUCCGCUUUCAGGAUUUUCGAGAUUGCUGAUGGUCCCAGGGUUUAUACAAGGACUUGGAUCUGGUGCUAGGAGCUCAGGUAGAAAUUACAUGUAUACAGAUCAGCACUGAUGUUGGUUCUAAUCUAUGAUGAUGUGAUAAAUUAAACAACAACAA
Cebus imitator (Panamanian white-faced capuchin) is the source of this 3315-nucleotide messenger RNA. RefSeq names its product t-complex 11 like 1 (gene TCP11L1). NCBI's taxonomy places the organism in Eukaryota, Metazoa, Chordata, Mammalia, Primates, Cebidae. The transcript has 8 exons. The record is from RefSeq and is a predicted model, not a curated record. Gene Ontology annotation, biological process: signal transduction. Bases 27 to 1298 code for a protein of 423 amino acids.